Gadus macrocephalus (Pacific cod) is the source of this 2467-nucleotide messenger RNA. RefSeq lists its product as uncharacterized. The record is from RefSeq and is a predicted model, not a curated record. The coding region runs from base 1257 to 2402 and encodes 381 amino acids. The transcript is spliced from 3 exons. Lineage: Eukaryota; Metazoa; Chordata; Actinopteri; Gadiformes; Gadidae.
UCCCGGAAUAUCCAGUUGGCGUUUGCUGAUGGGGAGACAGAGGAGGACCGCCUGGAAGGCCUCUGUGUCAAAUAUGAAGACUGGCACGCAAUUCGAAAUCUCUUUGAGGUCGGUAUUGUAAUCAUUAACUACAUGCACCCUGAUACACAAAUUCUAUUUACAAAAAGCACAUAAUGUUGAUUUUUUUAUGAUUACAAUACACUGCCUUCCAAGGCAUAGAGAAGUAAUGAUGUUUUCUAAGGACUGGUUCAAACAUGAUGUUUUUGAUAUGCAUUACAGAUAUAUCAUCAGAUCUUCUUUAGUGAAGAAUCUGCCAAAGACCAUGGCACACUCCACGCCAACAUGAAUCUCUUGAGAGUAUCUUCGCCAACCAUGAAGUUGGCGUGGACUUAUGAACUGUGUGCAUGUUACCAAGAAAGCACAGCCACCAUGAAUUCGGCUGCUUUCCAUUGGGGAUUUAAGGGAAAAGUGGGUCAUUGGUACCAGUGUUGGGAGUAACGCGUUACAAAAGUAACGCGUUAAUCCCAACAAAAAAAGGUAAUAUUUUACUUGGCUAACCCUAACCCGACUAACCCAGAAAUAAGUUUUAAACCCGAAAUUAACUUGUGUGUUUUUAUACAAUAACUGUGAGAUUCACAGAGGAGAAAAAAAUCUGCGCAAAUGUUUUACUUCCUCUUACUGCUAGAGGAGAAGAUCACGGCAGCAGCAGAGUCCAGGGAGGCUGGUUGUAGUCUUUUAGCUUGGUUCUCCAUAUCAACAGUAGGGCUAGAACAGAGCGAAAAGACUACAACCUGGUUGUAGUAGAAAAGGGGGCUCAAUGUGUUUUUUUUUUUUCGUCUUCCCUAGUAGGCUCUAGCUCUAUUGAUUUCAAUAUGAAUACCUAAAGUUACAGUAUUUCUAUUAUGAAAUGUAUUGUACCAUGAGCCAUGUAUUGUACCAUAACUGCGACCAUUAUAUUGUACUUUUGUUAGCCUUAAGCCUAGCUCAGUCAUUAUGCCAUACCACAUCACCUCCUGCAGUGUAAUGAGCUGCAUUGAACACAGGAAGAUCUAUUGAGAACAACAAAUCCAUAUUUCCUGUUAUUUUGGUAAAAGUCGUGUAAUGCCGUACAAUUCAAAGACAGUAAUAUUGCAAUGUAACUAAUUACUUUGAAAUGACAGUAACAAGUAAUAAAUAAUGCAUUACUCUUUUGAAGUAACUUGCCCAACACUGAUUGGUACUACUAACAAACACACACCAUCAUGAAUUUAUGAACUAUGAAUAUAAUUUCACAAGCAGAUGUUUUAUGCAGCCAUUUAAAUAACUGCUAUGUGAUUUACAGGUGCAGCAAUGCGAAGAAAGGCCCACAUGCUGCGUACAACGCUUACAAACAGUUUGUGCAGAUUGACACGACAGCACUUUUCCUUGCGGCAGCAAUGGAACAUUUUCAUUUGGAUGAUGUCACAGCUACUCCAGACGGCUUAGUACCAGACCACAUCCAGCAAGGCUCUGCAGAACAGAAGAGGACCUGGCUCCAUGACUCUGUGGCAGAGGUCGUUGACAAGUUUUUAAUGUCUACAGACAUUGCUGACCUGACAGCUGGCGUUACUGAAGCGGCAACAGCCCAACGCACUGAGAAGGAGAAGCUCCCUUGUCGUGAGCCAGGUUGCAAGAAAGUUUUCAUUUAUCGAAAAGCCAGAGAGACCCACGAAGAGAAAGUCCACAGUUUUGUGGUGGCAUCUAUGCCAGUUGUUGAGCCGGCUUCCUCUGGUCUGAUUGACCACAAAAAACAGCAUACUGAGGCCAGGCUUAGCUUUGGAUUUCUGCUAUUCGAUAUGUUGGAUGCAGUGAAAGAGGGAGAUGGGGAGCGCUUGAUAAGGCUGUACAAGGUGGCACUACUGAUUUACAAGGCUUACGGGCACACUAAUUAUGCCUGCAGCACUUUCCUCUUGACUGUACAAGUCAAUGCAACAAUGUCCACUAGGGUUAAACAUGAUGUAACCUGGAACCGAUUCUGGAAUAGUAGCGGCGGGAAAGGGAAAAAUGUUCCUCUUGAUCUGCACCUCAAGCACCUCAACAACUUCCUGAAAUUGUUUUUGAGGAAUAAAGGCACCAACCUUGCAGAGAAAACAGCUGACAGGGUCAGCAGGUCUGUUGGUUUAUUAAAAACCCUGAUGGAUACAACAGACGGAGAGCUGCAGCUAUCCCGGCCUAGUGGCAUCCACCAUGCAGCAGAUCUAAAAAACAACAUUUUAAUGGUGCUUCAGGUAUUAAGGAACACUGAGGUUUUCAACCAGCAACCGGGAAGACACUUCUCUGCAUUCCCUAAAUUUAACAGAAACAUUCUGUCCAAGCUAAACUAUAAUGACGUGUGGCGAUGGAUGCGUUGCAGGCUGAAAGACUGGAGGGCUGUUGUUCUUUAAUCAAUUACCUGCCUGGUCUGUAAUGGUCCUAGCCUUGUCCUACCAGACUAUUUCAUUUGAAGCUG